AGGUACACAACGCCAGUCUUCCACUCUGGCAAGCGCUAUUCAUUGCAUUUUUGUUUUUGAAGAUUCUUUUUCAGCAAUUGCUUGCAGUUUAUACCUUAAAGGGUUGCGACGACUGGGUAGAUUGAGUUGAAAUGGUGAAAUAAAUACCAAGUAACCAUAUCAAGUUAAUGUAGCAUCGGAUAAGACUUUACAUCGACAAACAGAGGACCAAUUCCUAGUUCCUUUACGACAGGGUGCCGAGCUUAUUAUCAAAUAAAACGCGAAAGAGAAUAUGUUUGGCUUAAGAUGCCACAUUGGGCGAGGUGCGAGGUGAUUUCAUAAUCCCACGGGUGCUUUCGCGAGCAGAGCAUGGCGAAUGCUGUCUCCUAGGUGCGGCAAACGAUGAGCCAACCUUAUUCUCCGACGCUACGUGAUUCAGCAUUUCAACUCAUGCUCACCAAAACAUAUUUUGCAAGUUAAUCGGGCUGUGAGCAUGAAAAAUUUAUUCAAGAGUUUGUUUACUCAUUCCAGUGGUAGUGAAUUGAAACUGCUCUAGGAUUGGAAACUUGACUUUUCAGUUCAGGAUGCGACGGGGUCAGCGCGCAGCACAAGGAGACGGGGAUGUCGAAAGAAUCGGGGGAAAAAAGAAACAGAGUGGGCUGUUAUUCUCAUUUUUCUUUUUUAUCUUGCUCCUUGAGACUUCAGGAACAUGACGAUGGACACUGCAUAGACGACGGAAAACGUCAAUUAAUCUCCACCAAACAUCACCAGCAGCUGCAAUCGCAUUCAGCAACUCGUAAAAUCGUAGGAACAGAACAGGGAGGAACAGCGGCUGCUGCUUUCGCCCACUAAACAUGCUCACAAGGAAGCGUAGCACUCAUCACACAAACUACAUGUACCCCGAGGGACCAUCCCGUAGGAUCUUACUACGUUCUCCUAAGACAUCAAACAACUCCCGUCGUCUGCCUCCAUCAUUUCCGAUGAUAUCUGGCCAACUAACCCUUCGUGCAAUCCAGCCUGCCAGCCUGAGCUCGUGAAGCUGUCUUCUAUUGAGUAUUCGGUUAUUCUUGUGGCAUCCGAUUUGCAUUUAAUGCGACCGAAAUUGGGUUUCCAGGGCUAGAGGGUGCUAGCUGCUGGAGAUAGCCAUGGUUGCAUAACUGCGUGAGCUGUUUACGGGAGAUAAUCUGUGUCGUACUUCUGUGCUUGCGGUAUCUUCUCUGGAUGUAGUCGCAGCAGGUACAGCGAAGCCAUGUUUACGGGUCUGACUUGUGUAAAGAAUUAUUAAGGCUAUUAUCAUUAGUAGUGCUCCGGUUAUGAUCCAUAGUUCCAUUUUAUUGCUUGUGCUGCUGGGAAAUUUACAAUGUUUCCUUGCGUGAAGAAAUAGAUUCCGAGAAGAAAAUUGAGCAAAAACGGCUGAGUUUCCUCAAUUUCUUGGUAUAAAUUUACGGAUAGCUCACUGCCCUUACUUGAUUAUUACCUCCGAUCUCACCUAAGUUACAAUAAUUUAUAUAAUCGCACUCGCAUUCAUGCCUGGAACUUUGGUUAGGAAUCCUACAUUUGGGUAUUCCACUCCGCUGUAGGCUGCUUCGCCUGUUGAUUGUGAAGAAAACUUGUCGAAGGCCGUGGUUGGCGAUGACCUCCAGCAUGGUUGGAUCGUCUAUGAGUCAGUUGAUCAGUCGCUGCCGAUUGAUAUCUUCGUGGUAUGAUUUUCAUGUAUUGUACCAAAAGCGGCGUCACUAAUGGGUCGUUGAACUUCAUUAUCUGAGUUAGGACGAUGAUCGGAUAGUAUUCGGGAGGUGCUGUUGUAGGAGUUAAACAAACGGAGGCAGUUCGAUGCCUGUGACAUCGCUUUCAGUGUCAUAAUUGAUGAUGGAAAUUUCUUCCUCACAAACGAGUCAGGACAAUGCGAAAAUUGUAUAUGACAGCGAUGCCUCUCCCUUCGUUAUUACAAGACAAGUUUCCCUGAGUUGUUUUAUUAUCAGAUAUAGCACUGCAGUCGAGUUGUAGAAUAAAGCUCAAUACCACUGGUAGAGUCGUUUGUGACUAUGUUGCCAUUCUAAGAGGCUUAUUUGAUUUGUUCAGUGGAGUUCUUUUUUUCUUUUUUCUUUUUGCCUCCGAAGCCAUCUUUGCAAGCUGUGGUCGGUACUGGAGCUGAGUUCUAUUUGGAACGGAGGACUGGUCGGCAAGAGGGGACAACUUGCCGUCGGAGCUUGUGCGCCAACCACGAACCUUGAACCUGGUUUUGUCUCUGGGAAUUUUAAGAGAACUCUUCCAAAAACAUAGCAUCGACUUGACAAACUUUAUUGAAAGGGACGACUCACCUCUUCAAAUCCAUGACUUCAUUCUUUUGAAAUCUUCCUCACAAAAUUUCCUCCUCCAUCAAGUCCUUGAGAAGCAAUAAAGAAGCUCGGUGCUGGCUUCUCAGUACCGUUACCUAAGUAAUGUUACAUUUUUCUCAGUAAGCUCUAGUCGAUCUUUCGAGCUGGACGAUGACAUACGGCAUAGCACGUUAGAAGUGGUCCACACAGAUGGUAAACAAUGUAAUAUCUGUUUGGUAACUCCCGUCUCCAUCGUUUGGCAAAAUUGGAAUUCAACACGUACAAGUUUACCACUCUAGGCCUUUUAUUCCUGCAGGUUAUCAUGUUUCUUAGUAACAGAUCAGGUACUUUGCGGCUACUCCUAUGACCAUUCAUUUUUCUUUUUUUCUUUUUUUCGUUUAUAUCGGAACAAACAGCAUUGAAUUCUAUUGCUAGAAAGGAACCGCGACAUCCACAGCGCCUCAGACCCCUGUUAAAUAGUGAUAUACCAAGGGAUACCGGGGUUGGAAGGCCAUUCACGGAGCUGUUUAUUCAACAAUGGCUCAUGGAAACGGAAGCUCUUCCCACAACUCUGGCGAAGGUGCUGAACAACACACUCGUGAAAUAGACGAAGAAUACUUCUCAGAGCUGGACUCAGCAGAUUCUGAAAACGAUGAAGUGCCAAAGGCGUUUGAAACUAACAUCCCACGUGGAUCGGGGAAGCGAACAUAUGGCGUGAUCGUUAACGAUCUGCACGCAGAGCGCCGGCUUAAGAACGCCAAGCUCGACGAGCAGCUGAGUUUCUUACGGUCGAUCUUACCAGGCACUACUCCAGGGGAAGAGAAGGCAUCUAUUUUGAUGGACGCAUACCAGUACAUUAUGAAACUUCAAAAAUGUGUGGAUGAACUCAACACCGAACUUAUUCCGUUGAGCACAGCAUCUGCCAACAUGAGUGCUGGCAACCUUAUUGUGGGGUCACUCCAGGAGGCACCGGAUACACAAUCAACGAGAUCGGCUUCUGUCUGUGUUUCGUACCAGCAUCCAAUGGUGGAAGUGAAACGAGAGGAAGGGAAAUUAGAAGUACAUAUAGCGUGCAUGAAUCGGCCGGGCCUCCUAGUUGACAUCAUGGGCGCUCUAGACUCAAGGAGAAUAACUGUAGUGCACGCUAAUAUUGCGUGUCGCGAAAACGCUCAACUGGAAGCCUUGAGAUUAGAGGUAUAAACUAAAACAAUUUCGGAGCUGGCGCAAAUCUGGGCCAGAUGGAAUGCAUCUUGAUGAGGAAAAAUACAUUCGAACUUUCAUCUCGAAACAUAAAUCACAACUCAGUUCAGCUAUUUUUCAGGGUCAAUCUCAUUAGUAGCGACACAUAAGGUUCGAAGUCAACGUGUAUGAAGUGUGCUGGGUUUGUUUUUGAAAUAGUCGAAUCUGCAUGCUAGCCUUAUUGAAAUAUGAGCAUGAUGACAGCAUCUGCUAUUGCUUAUCCAGAAACUAUUGAUAACGGCAGAAAGAAACCUUUGAUGCUUCAAUCUGGCCCAGAGCCACUGCAAACGGAAGAAGAAGAUCAGUUGUUCAAAGAUAUUAUCGUCCGUGCCAUUCUUGACGAAACGUCUGUGAACAAUUCUCAAUGAUUUGGUCGUGUGAAACCUAACAUUGGGGUUAAGUUUCCAGCAUCAAAGCCUCAUGAAACUCCACUUAAAGAAGAGUUACGUAUCCGCAUCUGCACCUUUUCAACAAUAAGCCGCUUGAUUACGUGCUUAUUAAGGUUAGAAGGCGGCUAACUCUGAGUUCUUGAACAUGUUAUGGCUUUCAAUCCACUCGGGUGAGUAGAAUGUCAACAAACGAUCUAAAAACUACUGCUUGAACCACUCCAAAUGUAACGACUGGUGAGUCCUCAUUUGUGUUAUGCGAUGCAAAAUGACACCAUCAUCUUAUGAACAGACCUCUAGUUCUGAGCAAUUGAAGCAUGAAAAUUACAACCGUUCGUUUCUAGUGCAAUUAGUGCAAGUAGAGUUUUGAGCUGCACACGUUUCUGAGGAAAGAAGAGUCAUGAACAUUCAAUUGUUAGACUUGUUUAGCUUGGAAACAAAACUCAGUCCAUGAAGGAGUUGGAAUAUUAGGCUGUUUCUUGCCACACUUGUUUUAAUUCUCUUGUGAAGAGGAAGCACAACUAGU
Physcomitrium patens is the source of this 4448-nucleotide messenger RNA. Its product is annotated as transcription factor SCREAM2. Gene Ontology annotation, cellular component: nucleus. Gene Ontology annotation, biological process: regulation of DNA-templated transcription. NCBI's taxonomy places the organism in Eukaryota, Viridiplantae, Streptophyta, Bryopsida, Funariales, Funariaceae. The record is from RefSeq and is a predicted model, not a curated record. Gene Ontology annotation, molecular function: sequence-specific DNA binding; DNA-binding transcription factor activity; protein dimerization activity.